UUUCACUGGUUUUACAGACAGACCAAGGCUGCUGCAUAGAGCCAGCCUGUGGUAAAUUUCUUGAUCCUCCCAAAUUACGCAUUUUAACUUUGAACUUUCGGUGAGUAUUUUUACACAAGCUUUUUGUUUUUAUUUUUAAUUUUUUUCAGCUUGUCUUCUGUGAGUAUUUUUCCUUGCAUUUUUGUGAAGAAUUGUAAGACCGUCGUAACUAGCCUAAGCAAGUAGGAAUGUCUUUGUUCUAGGCAGUGUAAGUCUCGGGGCCGAGUGCAGGUCUCUGAGAGUGUGCUGCUGGGAAUUGUAGUUUUGGCUGAAAGCACUCAAGACCCCAGCCUGCAUACACUGGCCCCCUCGCUCAGUGACAGAACAGACAGACGACUGCCUGCAGAGACGCCAUGGAUCGUUCCCCCAGUGCCAGCCUUGCUAUGGCCAGCAACGUGACCAACAAGACAGACCCACGCUCACUCAACUCGCGCGUCUUCAUCGGCAACCUCAACACCAUGCUGGUAACCAAAGCCGAUGUGGAGGCCAUCUUCAGCAAGUACGGCAAGAUCGUGGGCUGCUCUGUGCACAAGGGUUACGCCUUUGUGCAGUACUCGAAUGAGCGGAAUGCACGUGCUGCCGUGGCUGGCGAGGAUGGUCGCAUGAUCGUGGGACAGGUGCUAGACAUUAACUUGGCAGGUGAACCCAAACCUCACAGGUCGAAGACGACAAAGCGCCCUGCAGGUGAUAUGUACAGCAGUUCCACCUUUGAGCUUGACUAUGACUUCCAGCGGGACUACUAUGACAGGAUUUACACAUAUCCGUCCCGCGUGCCACCUCCCCCACCACCGCCCCUCUCACGGGCCAUCAUCCCAUCCAAGCGUGCACGGGUGAGCCUGAGCGGAGGAGGCAGUCGCCGCACCAAGUCCAGCUUCUCUUCCUCGUCCUCCAAAGGCAGCCAGCGCUCCUCAUCACGGGCCAUCAAAGCAGAUGAUCUCCAGACCAUCAAGAGGGAGUUGGCUCAGAUCAAGCACAAAGUGGACUACCUUCUGGAAAGUCUAGACCGCAUGGAGAAGGAUCACACUAAGAAGUCAGAAGUAAAGGUAAUGAAGGCAGAGGUAGGUGAGGCCUCAUCCCAGCAGCACUCCAGCAUCAAGAAGGAGCGUGAGAGGGAAGAACAAGAGAUUAACGACUCGGAAGAGGAUGGAGAUCUUCUGGAAGAGGAGGAGGUGAAGAGCCAUGGAGGAGAGAAUGAGGAAGAAGAAGGUGAAGAGGAGGAAGAGGGAGAGCAUGAGGAAGGGGAGGACGAUGGAGACAGCGUCAAUGGGGACGAUCCAUAGACUUAGGACACAAACCUACCUUCCCCAGCACACACGCAAACACAAAUAUCCAGAGCAAAUUGUUUUUUCUUUUGAAGUCAGAAACCUUUUAAAAUGG
Messenger RNA from Electrophorus electricus (electric eel), 1416 nucleotides. It is a transcript of the gene hnrnpca, whose product is annotated as heterogeneous nuclear ribonucleoprotein C a. Gene Ontology annotation, molecular function: RNA binding. The record is from RefSeq and is a predicted model, not a curated record. Gene Ontology annotation, cellular component: nucleus. Lineage: Eukaryota; Metazoa; Chordata; Actinopteri; Gymnotiformes; Gymnotidae.